This is a messenger RNA of Impatiens glandulifera, 1304 nucleotides long. RefSeq names its product chorismate mutase 1, chloroplastic-like. The transcript has 6 exons. Gene Ontology annotation, cellular component: cytoplasm. Gene Ontology annotation, molecular function: chorismate mutase activity. The record is from RefSeq and is a predicted model, not a curated record. NCBI's taxonomy places the organism in Eukaryota, Viridiplantae, Streptophyta, Magnoliopsida, Ericales, Balsaminaceae. Bases 106 to 1071 code for a protein of 321 amino acids. Gene Ontology annotation, biological process: aromatic amino acid biosynthetic process; chorismate metabolic process.
CUUUCCUUUUUCCAAACCCGUACAAAUCAUAUACAGUCUACUCUGCAUUCUCCUCCAUUUAUAAAGAAGUUUGCUUUGUUAUCUUUCAUUGCGUCUAAUCUAAUCAUGGAGACGAAGUUGUUGAAGAUCCAUUCUCCAUCUUUUCACAGGAUUAACACUUUCAACUCCACCCAACCCGGAUGUCUAUUCCUCACCGCCGAUACCAUCAAACCAUCUAGAUUCUCUCUGCGAUGUUCAAUCCCGUCCAGACAUCGCGUUCAAUCCAAUGCAAUGGCUGUUGGUUUGCCACAAAAGGAAAGAAUUGAUGAAAGUGAAAGCUAUACUUUAAAUGGGAUUAGACACUCAUUGAUACGACAAGAGGACAGCAUCAUAUUCAGUCUCUUAGAAAGGGCUCAAUAUUGUCUUAAUCCAAACACAUAUGACCCCAAUGCUUUUCUGAUGGAUGGAUUCUAUGGGUCCUUGGUUGAGUAUAUAAUGAAAGAAACUGAGAAGCUUCAUGCUCGGGUUGGGAGAUACAAGAGUCCUGAUGAGCAUCCCUUUUUUCCACAUGACAUUCCCGACCCUAUGCUUCCACCUUUAAAGUAUCCGCAGGUACUUCAUCCAGUAGCUCAAUCCAUCAAUAUUAACAAGAAAGUAUGGGACAUGUACUUUAAUGACCUUCUUCCCAGAUUGGUUAUGGAAGGAGAUGAUGGUAACUGUGGAUCAACCGCAGUCUGCGACACAAUUUGUCUUCAGACCCUUUCCAAGAGAAUUCACUAUGGAAAAUUCGUAGCAGAGGCAAAGUUUAGAGCUUCACCCGAUGACUAUACAGCUGCAAUAAGAGCACAAGACCGAAAAUGGUUGAUGGAUUUACUUACUUAUACAAUGGUUGAAGAAGCAAUAAAGAGAAGAGUGGAGAUAAAAGCAAAAAAUUAUGGUAAAGAAGUAGGGAUUAAUGUAGGAGAUGAUGAUGAUGCAGAAAAUCCCAGUUGCAAAAUAAUGCCAAACUUGGUUGGUGAUUUAUAUGGGGAUUGGAUCAUGCCAUUGACAAAGGAAGUUCAAAUUGAGUAUUUAUUAAGACGGCUGGAUUGAUGAAAGCCAUUAUACCUGUUUGAGCUAAUACAUUAAUAACUUCUUGAAAGGGAUACUAAGUACUCCUUGUACUUCCAACUCAAAUUUGAUAGAUUUGCUUAUAGGGAACUAUGUUUGAUAUUAUUAUUAUUAUUUCUUCCAAACUCCCAUGUAAAUGAGCGCACUAUUGACGAAAUGCAACUCGUUUUCAUAUUUCAUUCGAUAUAAAUGACACAUGUUUGAUAAACAAGCCA